Molecule: messenger RNA, 2728 nt
Organism: Prunus avium (sweet cherry)
Lineage: Eukaryota; Viridiplantae; Streptophyta; Magnoliopsida; Rosales; Rosaceae
Source: RefSeq, a predicted model, not a curated record
GAUUCAACGACAUUAUUUCAAUGACUACUCAAAACACUCAUAGUUUUGUCUUCUUUAUGUUAUUAGGUAUAGGGAUAUGUUCUGCAGCCAGAACAAUCCUACACUAUAAAGAGCCUGCCCAUGCUCCUACUGUCAGCUAUGGUGCAGGCUAUGUCGUCGGUGGUGAUGGUGGAUCGGGGUAUAGAGUUAGUGGUGCUACAAGUUAUGGUGGUGUUUGGGGAUAUGGUGGCGUAGGAGGUGCAGGAAGUGGUGGGGGUUAUGGAGUGAUAGGAGAACAUGGCGCUCCUAGCUAUGGAGGUGGUAGUGGUGGUGGAAAAGGCGGUGGCGUUGCCUAUGGAGGUGCUAGUGGACAUGGUGGCGGUGGCGGUGGUAGUGGUGCUGCAAGACAUGGAAGUGGGAGUGGUGAAGAAGGUGGUGCCAGUCAUGGUGUUGGUGGUGAACAUGGAGCGAGCGGCGAUGGUCGAGGUACUGGCAGUGGCAGUGGCGGUGGCUUUGGAUAUGCUGGAAAGCAUGGCAGUGGUUACAGAGGUGGAAAAGGUGGUGGUGCCGGUGGCAGUCAGGGUGCUGGUGGCAAACAUGAUAAAGGCCAUGGAGGAGGAGGCGGACAUGGUGCUGGUGCCGGAGGAGGCAACGGACAUGGUGUUGGUGCCGAAGGAGGUUAUGUUGUUGGAGGAGCUGGAGGUGGAGCUAGUGGUGGCUAUGUAGGUGGUGCAGGAGGAGGUGGCGAACAUGGUGGUGGUGCUGGAGGAGGCAGCGGACAUAGUGUUGGUGGCAAACAUGGUGCUGGUGCCAUUGAAGGCGGCGAACAAGGUGGUGGUGCCGGUGGCAAACAUGGUGCUAGUGGAAAACAUGGCGAAGGCAAUGGAGGAGGCAGUGGACAUGGUGGUGCUGCCGGAGGAGGUUAUGUUGCUGGAGGAGCAAGUGGUGGAGGAGCUAGAGGUGAAGCUAGUGGUGGCUAUGCAGGUGGUGUAAAAGGAGGCGGCGGAGAUGGUGAUGGUGCCGGAGGAGGCGGCGGACAUGCUGAUGGUGGCAAACAUGGUACUGGUGCCAUUGGAAGCGAUGAACAUAAUAGUAGUGCCAAUGGCAAACAUGGUGCUGGUGGCGAACAUGGUGUUGGUGCCAUUGGAGGCGGCAAACAUGGUGGUGGUGUCGGUGGUAAACAUGGUGCUAGUGGAAAACAUGGCAAAGGCCAUGGAGGAGGCGGCGGACAUGGUGGUGGUGCCGAAGGAGGCGACGCACAUGGUGUUGGUGGCAAACAUGGUGCUAGUGCCAUUGGAAGCAACAAACAUGGUGGUGGUACUGAUGGCAAACAUGGUGUUGGUGGCAAACAUGGUGCUGGUGCCAUUGGAGGCGGCGAACAUAGUGGUGGUGCCGGUGGCAAACAUGGUGCUAGUGGAAAACAUGGCGAGGGCUAUGGAGGAGGUGGACAUGGUGGUGGUGUCGGAGGAGGUUAUGCUGUUGGAGGAGCAAGUGGUGGAGGAGCUGGAGGUGGAGCUAGUGGUGGCCAUGCAGGCGGUGCAGGAGGAGGCGGCGGACAUGGUGGUGGUGCCGGAGGAGGUGACGCAUAUGGUGCUGGUGGCAAACAUAGUGCUAGUGCCAUUGGAAGCGACAAACAUGGUGGUGGUGCCGAUGGCAAACAUGGUGCUGGUGCCAUUGGAGGUGGCGAACAUGGUGCUGGUGCCGAUGGCAAACAUGGUGCUAGUGGAAAACAUGGCGAAGGCUAUAGAGGAGGCGGCAGACAUGGUGGUGGUGCCGGAGGAGGUUAUGCUGCUGGAGGAGUAAGUGGUGGAGGAGCUGGAGGUGGAGCUAGUGGUGGCUAUGCAGGUGGUGCAGGAGGAGGCGGCGGACAUGGUGGUGGUGCUAGAGGAGGUGACGGACAUGGUGGUGCCGAUGGCAAACAUGGUGCUGGUGUCAUUGGAGGCGGUGAACAUGGUGGUGGUGCCGAUGGCAAACAAGGUGCUGGUGGAAAACAUGGCAAAGGCUAUGGAGGAGGCGGCGGACAUGGUGGUGGUGCCGGAGGAGGUUAUGCUGUUGGAGGAGCAAGUGGUGGAGGAGUUGGAGGUGGAGCCAGUGGAGGCUAUGCAGGUGGAGGAGGAGGUUUCGGUGGUGGCAACGGCUAUGGAGGUGCAUAUGGAGGACGAGGUGGUGGUGAUGGUGGUGGCCAUGGUGCUGGUGGCAAACAUGGUGCUAGUACCAUUGGAGAAGACAAACAUGGUGGUGGUGCCGAUGGCAAACAUGGUGCUGGUGGCAAACAUGGUGCUGGUGCCAUUGGAGGUGGCGAACAUGGUGGUGGUGCCGGAGGAGGCGGCGAACAUGGUGGUGGUGCCAUUGGAGGUUAUUCUGCUGGAGGAGCAAGUGGUGGUGGGGUUGGCGGUGGAACUAGUGGUGGCUAUGCAAGUGGUGCAGGCGGAGGAGUUUUCGGUGGUGGCAGCACCUAUGGAGGAGCUUAUGGAGCUGCAUAUUGGAGACAAGGUGGUGGUGAGAGCGGUGGUUAUGUUCCUUGAAAUUACCUUUACUACUUCUUUGUCACCAAAAGCUUCACCUCUUCUUACCUAUAUUAAAUUAUUAUUAGUAUUAAUAAGGUGAAAAAAGCUAGGUAAAAAGUCGCUUUUGGUCCCUGUAGUUUGGCACUUCAACCAUUUUUGACCUUAUAGUUUCAAUUCCGUCAACUUUGUCAUUGUAGUUACAUAAUUGUAGUAAUUUAAGGACCAUUCUAAUUUCCAUCAAA